Molecule: messenger RNA, 2379 nt
Organism: Colossoma macropomum (tambaqui)
Lineage: Eukaryota; Metazoa; Chordata; Actinopteri; Characiformes; Serrasalmidae
Gene: wdr21
Product: WD repeat domain 21
Exons: 13
Coding region: 340-1875 (511 amino acids)
Cellular component (GO): Cul4-RING E3 ubiquitin ligase complex
Molecular function (GO): protein binding
Source: RefSeq, a predicted model, not a curated record
GGGACUUUCGCCAAGCCACACGAGGAAACAACGUUGUCAAUCGAGACAGGAUGAUUCCUGUGUUAGUGCGGAAGAAGAAGGCGUUCUGAGUCAAAUAGAAUAAAUAGAGAGUUAAAGAGUCGAAGGGAGAGUUCAGGUAUAUGAAAUUUGUCGAACCAAGAGCAAAAGCAUGUCCAGAUAACGUGGUUUGCCACGUGUACGUUCGCGUUGUAACCUUUAGCUAGCUAGCUAGCUAAGCUAACGCUCAGACGUGCCUUAGCUACUCUCCCUCAUGCACCGUUGGCUUGAAGUGGGUGGCUGUAACUGUUUUUUUACUUCAGUGCCUCAACAACAAGAGAAAUGAAGAGAAAUUGGCGAGGGAGGGGCAAACGCUUCUUUCAUCAUCAUCGGGCAGACUGGAGAAGGAGAGAUCAUUCCACUGACAGAAGUCCCGAGUAUGGCUGGGACCAUGCAACAGCAGGGCCCUCUUCCAGAGCAGCAGAAAGCAGCUCAGACCAAGACACAGCUUCCUCAUCAAGAGCCACUACAGCUGCUCCAGAAUUGCCAGGCUUCUACUUCGAUCCAGAGAAGAACCGCUACUUCCGGCUUUUGCCUGGACACAACAACUGCAAUCCGUUAACAAGAGAAAUGCUGGAGACGAACGAGCAAGAGAAAAAGAGGGCAAAGCUGCUUGUGGAGGAUGAGCACCCGAACAAGAAAGCUCCACGGCCUGGACUUAACUCUGCAUUGCUGUUGCAGAGGAGACAUCUGGGCACGUUGCCCUCAAGCUCCUAUUGUAGGUUGGUCCAUGAGGUGAAGGUCAGUGAGAUGAAACGCCACAAACUGGAGGUGCAGAGCUCUGACUCCAACAGCCCGAACACAGACAACUUCCGCCUCAUUGUGGCUGAUUCAGCUUGUGAGCAGGUGUUCACAGUGAAUGAUGUGUCACAUGGAGGCUGCAAGUACGGCAUCAUGAACUUCCGCGGCUGCAGGAAGGGCUCUCUGUCUGUAGAGAUGUGUGAUAAUCUGUACUUCACUAACCGCAAGAUGACCUCUGUGUGCUGGGCAUCUGUGACUCAUUCAGACUCCCAUGUUCUCUUGUGUUUGGUGGGUAUAUCUCAGACUCCAGGCUGUGUCAGUUUACUGCCUGCUUCUCUGUUCAGUAACUCCAAUCCUGACCAGCCUGGUAUGCUUUGCAGUUUUAAGAUCUCUACAGCCUGGUCUUGUGCCUGGUGCUUGAAUCCACAGGCUGAUAAAACCUUCAGCACAGGUCUUUCGCGACAUGUCAUUGUGACUGAUGCAGUGACUGGACGAAGACAGACGUACAGCACUGGCAGUGAUGUUUUGACCCAACAGUUUGCACUGAGAGCUCCAGUGCUGUUUAACGGCUGCCGUUCAGGGGAAAUCUUCAGCAUUGACCUGAGGCAGCGAGGCCGGGGACGGGACCACAGCUGGAAAACCUGCCGCUUCUAUCAGGACUCCGCUGUCACCUCUGUCCGACUCCUUCAGGAUGAAAACUACCUCCUUGCUGCUGACAUGCUGGGAAAGAUUAAGCUGUGGGACGUUCGUGUUAAGCGAUCAGUAAAGCAGUAUGAAGGUCAUCACAAUGAGUAUGCCUAUUUGCCCCUUCACCUGAGUGAGCAAGAAGGACUGCUGCUAGCAGUGGGCCAGGAUUGCUAUACCCGUCUGUGGAGCCUUAGAGAUGGACAUCUCAUCAGGACCAUCCCCUCUCCACACCCUGCAGGGAAAGACUCCAUCCCCAAUGUGGUUUUCUCCUCUCAGCUGGGAGGCCGCAGAGGACUGCCUGGCCUUCUAAUGGCUGUCCAACGUGAUCUUUAUUACUACCCAUAUAACAGUGACUACCAAGAUUGGACAGCACCAAAAGGACAAGGUUAGGUGGUGACCACACACUUUGUAGUGCUUCAGUGACUUACAGCAAAAGGUAGAUUGUAGACUGUUGUAUAAAACAACAAAAAGAUUAUGUCUAAUUGAAUCUUUGUCUCUGCUGUAGUUGCAUUUAAAUACAUUCAGAGCAUACAUGAACAUGAUAAAUUAACAUGAUGGGCAAUGAUAUAGAGACCAGUUAAGAGUCCUAACAGCUGUGUUCUUUUCUGUUUAGAUUGAAGUGUACUUGUUUGGGGCAUAUGGUCUUUAAUGGAAGAACAAAAUGGAUCACUAGAUUUUUUUUAUAUUAAUACUGCACACAUGGAAGCUACUGGAAUUUUGACCUCCAUAAGUGCAAUUUUAGACUGCAGGAUGUGAGGACUAUGCUUUAGAGAUGAACUUUUCAUUUAACUCUCUUUGUAUAGCUUUUGUAAAACAAAAAACAUCUAUUUCAGUGUAAUUCACAAACCAGUGUCCAUGAAAUCCAUGAUACCAAUAAACUUCUGUGAGAGAGAG